Messenger RNA from Thyridium curvatum, 2433 nucleotides. RefSeq lists its product as uncharacterized. The transcript is spliced from 4 exons. Bases 1 to 2433 code for a protein of 810 amino acids. Gene Ontology annotation, cellular component: nucleus; cytoplasm. Gene Ontology annotation, molecular function: ubiquitin binding. The record is from RefSeq and is a predicted model, not a curated record. Gene Ontology annotation, biological process: ubiquitin recycling; proteasome-mediated ubiquitin-dependent protein catabolic process. Lineage: Eukaryota; Fungi; Ascomycota; Sordariomycetes; Thyridiales; Thyridiaceae.
AUGGCCCAGUUCAAGCUCUCCGCCCAGCUUGCUGGCCAUGACCAAGAUGUCCGCGCCGUUUGCUUCCCCUCCCCCGACGUGGUCCUCUCUGCUUCUCGCGACCAGACCGUCCGCCUGUGGAAGCGGACGUCCAACGCCCCGCCCUCCUUCGAGGCCCAAAUAGCCACUCAGGGCCACGACUACAUCAACUCUGUGAUAUACCUCAAGCCCUCCCAAGACUUCCCUGACGGGCUCAUUGCCUCGGGAGGCAAGGAUGCCAUCAUCGAGGUGCGCCGUCCUGGCUCGCACUUCUCGGACAAUGCCGAGCGCCUGCUCAUUGGCCACGCCGGAAACGUCGUCACUCUCGACGCCUCCCCGGACGGCAAGUUCCUCGUCUCUGGCGGCCUGGACGGCCAGGCACGGGUGUGGAGCAUCGGCAAGUGGGAGACCGAGAUGGUGCUCGAGGGUCACAAUGGCAAGGGCAUCUGGGGCGUCCUCGCCUUCGACGACCACACCGUCCUCACCUGCUGCGCCGACCAGAUGAUCCGCGGCUACGACCUCCGUACCGCCAGCGCCGGUGAGGUCCAGCCCACCACCACUAUCUACACCCCCGACAUCCUGCGCGCCCUCUGCCGCGUCCCCAAGGGCCACCCCAGCGGCGCCGAUAUCGCCACAGCUAGUAACGAUGGCGUCAUCCGUCUGUGGUCCGUCCGGGAUGGCAAGCAGAUUGCCGAGAUGCACGGCCACGAGAGCUUCAUCUACUCCCUCGCCGCCCUGCCCUCCGGCGAGCUCGUCAGCUCGGGAGAAGAUCGAACGGUCCGGGUAUGGAAGGGACUCGAGUGUGUGCAGACCAUAACGCAUCCGGCCAUCUCCGUCUGGAGUGUGGCCGUGUGCCCCGAGAAUGGCGACAUCGUCUCGGGCGCCAGUGACAACGUUGUCAGGGUCUUCACUCGGAGCGAGGACAGGAUAGCCGCUGCGGAUGCCUUGAGCCAGUUCGACGAUGCCGUCAAGGCAUCUUCCAUCCCCCAGCAGCAGGUCGGCUCCAUCAACAAGGAGAAGCUCCCUGGUCCCGACUUCUUGAAGUCCAAGUCGGGCACAAAGGAGGGACAGAUCCAGAUGAUUAGGGAAGAGGACGGCUCCAUCUCUGCUCAUCAGUGGUCAAUAAGCCAUCAACAGUGGAUCAACGUGGGCACUGUCGUCGACUCUGCGGGAAGCAGCGGCCGCAAGGUCGAAUACAACGGCAAGUCCUACGAUUACGUCUUUGACGUUGACAUCAAGGACGGCGAGCCACCUCUAAAGCUCCCCUACAAUCUCUCCGAGAAUCCCUACGAACGCGCCACCAAGUUCCUGAGCGACAAUGAACUACCGAUGACUUACCUCGACAAUGUGGCCAAUUUCAUUGUCGAGAACACAAAGGGCGCUACCCUCGGCCAGACCAGCUCGCAGCCUGGACCAGACCCCUACGGAACCGAGUCGAGAUAUAUCCCUGGACAGGAGUCGCAGCAAGCCCCCAUUAAACCGUCCCUCCUGUCUCAGGACAAGUACAUCACGCUUGCCCAGGCCAAGUUCCCGCCAAUCGAAAAGAAAAUUCUUUCUGUCAACGCCGAACUCAUCAAGACUGGAGAAAAGCAGCAUGCACUAAACCCGACGGAAGAGGCGACAUUCAAAGACCUCAUCCAGCUCCUGACUACUGAGACAACAAAGAUCCCGGCCUAUGUGUCCGCAGCACAAUCACCAGCGGCCUUCCCGAUCCCCGAAGACGCUGCUGAUCUCGUCGUCAAGCUGAUCACGACGUGGCCGUACGCCCACCGCCUGGCUCCUCUGGAUCUCCUGCGAUGCAUGUGCCCCUCUCCUACCAUUGCGGGCUACACGCCGGCCAGCAAGGGUUCCAUCCUGGACCUUGCCCUUUCCAGCGCGCUGGAGCCGGGCAUACCCGGCUCCAAGCCCAACGAGAACUCAGUCAUGAUGGCUUUGCGCUGCAUCACCAACCUCUUUGUCACCGAGCAGGGCCGCGCUGUGGCAGCCAGCAGGGCCGACCAGGUCAUCUCGGUCAUGGAGUGUAUCCUGGGUGUCUCGGAAUAUGCUGGCGUCGCCGGGCCGAUCGGCACUACCAACCGCCUACUCUUUAUCGCCCUGACGUCGGCCGCGGUCAACUUUGCCGUCCUGUUCCACAAAGAGCAGCAGGCGGGCGGCAGCGCCACUGUGGGACUGGAAGCCGUUUCGCUGCUGAUCAACGUCUUGGGUCAGGUGCUCAAGGGCCAGUCAGACGCUGAAAUCGUCUUCAGGGCACUGGUGGCGCUCGGCACAAUCCUUUCGGCCAAGGGCGACGGAGCGGAUGCGGCGACGAUUGCAAAGGACUUGGGGGCGGCAGACUGGGCUCGGCAGGCCAAGAGUCAGGCCAGCGAGCCGCGGGUCAAAGACGUCGCGGAUGAAGUCCUCAAAUUGCUCAGGUGA